Molecule: messenger RNA, 3140 nt
Organism: Sebastes umbrosus (honeycomb rockfish)
Lineage: Eukaryota; Metazoa; Chordata; Actinopteri; Perciformes; Sebastidae
Gene: cfap221
Product: cilia and flagella associated protein 221
Exons: 25
Coding region: 230-2779 (849 amino acids)
Biological process (GO): cilium movement; cilium assembly
Cellular component (GO): cilium
Source: RefSeq, a predicted model, not a curated record
AAGCAACGCCAGUGUUUGAUGUGGUCUCCCUCUACAACAUAAACAAAACAUUUCUGGCACCAAAAAAGAGGGAUUAUGGCUUGUUUUAGCUGAACAACUGAAUACCAGUCACUGUCUAAAGCUUGAGUUUGCCAACACAAUAUUUCCCAACACGCCACGGUCUCCUUGUCUGUCCUCCAGCCUGCUGUCAUUUCUCUCAUGAGGAUCCAGAGCUGACCUUUUUGCCGGGAUGGAGGUGGCCCUCUCUGCCACGGGGGUACUGCCGCAGCCUCUCAGGAGGGGGACCCCUCUGCCUCUGAGCCAGCUGGUGGAGGAGAGCCAGAGCGGAGCCAGGGGUCCCAAUCAUCUACUGGAAUCAAAAAUCUAUGCCAAACUGAAAAGCAACAGCCAGAUCCAAGCAGAGCCUCCAGAGCUUCACUUCAGUGGGUUUGAAUUGGGGAAGGAUUACACAAAGAUCCUGAAACUAAUCAACAUCUCCUCCGAAGUCAUGAAUAUUCACAUCAUCCCCACCCAAACCAAGCACUUCCAGACAACUUAUACUAAAAAGUACCGACUCGUCCCAGGCCUCGCCUACACGCUGAAGGUCAGGCUCUGUCCCGAUGAGUGGCGCUACUUCUACGACUACAUCCGGGUUCACUGCAAGGGGGAAGAGAACCUGUUAAUUCCAGUUCAUGCUUACCCUGUCAUCGAUGACCUGCACAUCCCUCCUCGCAUCGACCUAUCAGCCGUACCACUUGGACAAAGUGUUUGCCGCGCUAUUCCUCUGAGAUGCAGCUGCCCCAUUGAUUUUGAGUUCCAGGUGUAUGUUGUUCAGCCCCACGAGGCCUUCUCCAUCCACCCACUUACAGGUGUAAUACCAGCCAACGGUGAAGAGAAGAUCACUGUGACCUUUAGUCCUUUCCAGUAUGAGACUUGUCAGGUCACCAUCCAGCUGAUCAUCUCGCAGUUCAACAGCAGACCCUACCUGUGUACCAUCACUGGGAGCUCCGCCCCUCACCUAGCCCUCAGUGAGCUGGGAAGAAAGUCGGGUCACGGUGAAGCAGUGUCUGCAGAAUACAAAGAUGCUUCUCCUGCCACCCAAGUACCGCCUCGAAGUAAAACCAAGUACAGGUCGACUAAGGAGGCUGACAAAUCAAAGACAUUAAGAGAUCAGGUCGGUGUUAAGCCUGGAUCGAAGCCUCUGCUAGAUGUCUGCACCCCUGCAGGGGUGGCAAAGAUGCUGAUCAAAGACACCGAUAAACUGAGCUUUAAAGACCUGAAGGAAGCUAUAUCCUGUGGCAGUACGGUCGGUCUGCAAAACAAGCAGUUGAAGGAGGCGCUCUUCGUAAAAAAGGUCCAACAAAACGUGAAGGAGGAGCAAGCCAACCACCUCAGAUGGCAAGUUCAUCUUGGUAAGGACCCCGUGUCAGAGCUCUCCAGGAGGCAGAUAGCGGAGGAGAGAGAGAUCGCACUACAUGAAUACAUGGUCAAAAGGGGAGAUGUGAGGGACGAGGAAGACUUUGCUUCUGUACAACCUAAACUUUCCUCCAGUCGAGUGCUGUGUGAAGCAGGACAGGCCCGCGAGGGAGCCCCGUCCUUCCAGUUCUACUCCAGUUUUCGCUGGGAGCUGAGACAACGAGCCCUCAGACUGUUCCAGCAGGCAGCACGCAAGAUAGCGAUCCGAUGUCGCAUGAACCUCAGACUGACCUGUUUGAAGAAGCUGUCAGACAGUAUGAAGAACUCGCCCUCAGCACAGAAAGUUGAAGCGGAGACGUCUUGUGAUCUGAUCUCUCCAGACAGAAUCUUUCCAUUCGCUUUCCCCGUUUACUCUAAUGAAGAUGACCCACAGGCUCGCAAUGAUUUGGUCCCGGAGCCUGUGGAUCCCGUCGAUGUGACUGUGACAACACGGAUUCCUUUCUUGAAGCUUCAAGUUCCCCAGCACUAUAAGCUUAUGGGCUACCAGCAUGUGUCAGCCUUGGACGCAUUUAACGCUUACAUCCCCGCUACGUUGGCAAGACCACUUCGCACUGGAGCUCCGGACGAGCCGGUGCCCAAUGAGGUCGCAGCCCAAUCUCCCACAACAGCGGAGCUCUCAGCAUGUGAGGAAGAGCAGCAUGACAACGAAGAGGAGGCUGCCUGUCUCUCCUUCAGCGCCCCUGAAGCUCUGCUCACACCGUUUCCAGCGAACCCACUCAGGAUAUUUAACCCUGCUCCAGGCCUGCAGACCUACAAACCGACCCCCAAAUACCUGGAGAGUGACAUGGAGUUCCACCUCUGCCCUCUGCCCAGGUAUACGAUCCCUGAGAGCAACAAGAGUGGCAGAGGGACGCCAACCCCGAACACUCGGAAGAAGUAUCCGGACCGCAAGGAAAUGAUCCCAGGACUCAUGACGUGGAAGGAUUUCGGCUCGAUUACCUCCAAGUGUCUGUCCAACCAACCAGCUCUCAACAGCGACUGUUACCCGCGCAGGUCUGUCGACUACAGCACAGAUAUACUUCCACUCGCAGCACCUCCUCCUCUCACCGGCCCUCCUGAUGAUCUGCCUCCACUAAUGGACGAGCCGUGUGAAGGCUCAGGAGUCCAACUAACACCAGAGAUUAUCAGAGCGGAGUUCCUGUCUGGGGAAGCUCUGGUCUCCAAUGGCAACCUCACCAGAGGGACGGCAGCCAGGCACCAAAAGGAGCUUCAGAUGGAGGCGACCUACAGGUCCGAGCUCAACCAGAUGGGAAAAAGAGUGACGACCAGGUUGAAGCAACUCGGAGUCACUGACAUAACACCAGGAGAGGACUGCACUGAAUAGACAAAACACCUCCAAAUAGGCUCUGUGUACACACUUAACACAUGAAUAAACACAAUCGCAAGACUACAAGUUUAUUGCCUCCCUCCCACCUACUCAAACCUACCAGUAAACGCUCCUCCUGUGCUCUUACAAAGCCUGGGAAUUCGUUAUCCCUCCACCCACACAGAUCCAUAUAUAAGCACAGCCACAGUAGAUUCUAACAAGCUGCAUCACAUUACUACCUUCUGUGCUGUAGUUUAUGGUGUCAUAGAAGCAAAGAUUCAAUGUUUAUUACUAUUUAAACUGUAUUAUAUUGUAACAGUCACAUGCUUAAAUAUGAUUGACCCUGUUUGAUUUAAAUGCAUUAAAUGCUUUCCAUUGC